This is a messenger RNA of Cornus florida, 1954 nucleotides long. Its product is annotated as GTPase-activating protein GYP1. The record is from RefSeq and is a predicted model, not a curated record. Gene Ontology annotation, molecular function: GTPase activator activity. The coding region runs from base 192 to 1577 and encodes 461 amino acids. NCBI's taxonomy places the organism in Eukaryota, Viridiplantae, Streptophyta, Magnoliopsida, Cornales, Cornaceae. Gene Ontology annotation, biological process: activation of GTPase activity. The transcript is spliced from 10 exons.
AGGAAAAGCCAAAAUCAGAAAAGAGAAGGAGAUGAGGAGAGAGAGGAAAGGAAAAAAAUGAAUAUAACAUUCACUGCUACUAAUUGAUGUUUGUUUAUAUGUUGAUGAGCUUUGAUAUGGGUUUGAAGAAGACUGGCUGAGAGAGAGAUUAGUGAAGAUCAGAAACAAAUCAUGGUCGUUGCCCAGAAGCCAUGAAGAGCAACGACACAUCCACAGAAAGCAACAGUAGAAGAGAAGAUGAUCGUAAGGAGACGACUAGUACCAGUAGUAUCUCAACCCUCGAUUCCAGAUUCAACCAAACCCUCCGAAAUGUUCAAGGGUUGCUUAAAGGUCGCAGUUUUCCUGGCAAGGUACUGUUAACGCGGAGAUCUGACCCCCUGGAUGGCUCAACUUUACUCUCCCAAAAAAUUGAGAGGAGUUUAUCAGACGCUAAUACCGGACCAAGUGAACAAAUGGACGAGUCUGUUGAGGAAGAAGUACUGAGUAGAAGUGCUCCAAAUACUAAUUCUGCAAUUAACAAGGUCAAUUCGUCAACUUCAAGCACUGAAAACACAUCCAAAGAGGUUCAGAAACCCACAAUGGGUGCUAGAGCUACUGAUUCUGCUAGGCUUAUGAAGUUUGCAAAAGAACUGUCAGGGACAACUGUCAUUUUAGAAAAAUUACGUGAAUUAGCUUGGAGUGGGGUCCCACCAUAUUUGCGUCCGACCGUAUGGAGGCUUCUUCUGGGAUAUGCACCCCCUAAUUCCGAUAGAAGGGAGGGGGUUCUGAGAAGAAAGCGCCUCGAGUAUCUAGAUUGUGUUGCUCAGUAUUAUGACAUUCCAGACACUGAACGCACAGAUGAGGAGAUUAAUAUGCUUCGUCAGAUUGCCGUUGAUUGUCCUAGAACAGUACCUGAUGUCACAUUCUUUCAACAAUUGGAAGUUCAAAAAUCCUUGGAGCGAAUACUUUAUACAUGGGCCAUUCGACAUCCUGCAAGUGGGUAUGUUCAGGGAAUAAAUGAUCUUGUUACACCGUUUUUAGUUGUUUUUUUGUCUGAACACUUAGAAGGGAAUGUGGAUAAUUGGUUGAUCUUGGAUCUACCUGCGGAGAAAAUCUCUAAUAUUGAAGCAGAUUGCUAUUGGUGCCUAUCAAAGUUGCUUGAUGGUAUGCAAGACCAUUAUACGUUUGCUCAGCCUGGAAUCCAGAGACUUGUGUUUAAGCUGAAGGAAUUGGUCAGGCGAAUUGAUGAACCUGUGUCAAGACACAUGGAGGAACAAGGGCUUGAGUUUCUUCAAUUUGCUUUUCGCUGGUUCAAUUGUCUUCUAAUAAGAGAGAUUCCUUUCCACCUUGUCACCCGUUUGUGGGACACUUAUCUUGCGGAAGGAGAUGCAUUGCCCGAUUUUCUUGUAUACAUAUUUGCCAGUUUCCUUUUAACGUGGUCGGAUAAGCUCCAGAAGCUUGAUUUCCAGGAAAUGGUGAUGUUCCUUCAACACCUUCCAACUCAGAACUGGACCCAUCUCGAGCUUGAGAUGGUGCUUUCUAGAGCAUACAUGUGGCACACCAUGUUCAACAGCUGCCCAAGUCACUUAGCAAGCUGAAACGGCAGUAAUAUUAUUUAUUCCUUCGUUAUGAAGCCCUUAAACUUCUAGGUUUUGUCGUUUUUUCCCUUGAAUUUUGUUCUCAACUUGGGUUCUUUGACGAAAAUCAACCGGUCACUCUCUCCUUUGUAUUAUUUCUUGUAGUAUCUGUAUGUUUUAUCAUUUCUAUAUAUUCUUACUUUUGGCCGAGGAUGGAAAAAGAUUUUCAUUGUAUAACAUUCCUUGAUUUACAUGACUGGUGGAGUUUGAGAGAACAUUCAAUAUAUAUGUGUAGUGUUUAUAUACUGACAAUGUAUAGGGAAUUUCAUUGAUUGUCUGUAAUUGUAGUUACUUUUCUUGCCCAGAAAUGAAUAAGAGGAUCCUUUUCAGUUGUCAUA